CUCCUAUUCCAUGCCUGGUGGAGUUGCGUGUUCUAUUAUAGGGUAUCAUAUCUCGAGACAUACGGAAAAUACAGACAGCAGAAGAACGAUGGUGUUAUUCUUGAACCCAUUCAGGAAUCCUCGUUCGGCCCGGACUGGAAGUAAUGCAGCACUGCUUUCAUUGUGUAGACCUCGAAUGAUCGCCCGCAUUGCUCGUGUGACAAGCUUGUCCCAGUCACAGAAAUGUCAAUUCUCGUUAGCGUCGUCUCUUUGUCAGAAUAGCCAAUAUACACGACCACCGAAGACGCUACCCGGGUUCUCUCUUGAAGGGCAGACUUGUAUUGUCACCGGAGCAGCUCGUGGUCUCGGAAAGGAGUUUCUUACUGCUUUUGCUCGAUCGGGCGCAAAUGGAGCAUGUAUCGAUCUCAGUCUCCCUGCAGCAACAUCAUCCAUUGAACAUAUAACCUCCCAGGUGAAAACUAGCUCUCAAUCAAAAGGAAUAAACCUUAAACCAUAUUCCUGUGACGUGACUUCCGAAUCUCAAGUGCAAUCCACCAUCAACCAGAUAAUCAAAGACUUUGGCAAAAUCGAUGUCCUCGUCACGGCAGCAGGGAUAGUUGAUAACGUUCCUGCAGAGGAUUACUCGUAUGCCAAGUGGCGAAAAUUGAUGGACGUUAAUCUUGAUGGAUCAUUCUUGUGUGCGAGGGAAGUUGGGAGGCAUAUGAUUCAGCAGAAGAAUGGUGGGAGUAUUAUCCUGGUAGGGAGUAUGUGUGGUGAUGUUUGUGUGAGGCCUCAGAAGCAGGCUGCGUAUAAUGCUAGUAAAGCAGCUGUCAUCAUGCUCGCGAAAUCUCUGGCCACCGAGUAUGUAUCCCACUAUUCUACUCUAAAAUGUAGGUACACCCACUGAUAGGAUGAUACUAGAUGGGCACCCCAUUCAAUCCGGGUCAACACACUAUCACCAGGAUACAUGCACACAGAUCUCAUAAUUGAUCUUCUGGACAAACAAGGAAGCGAACUAGUUGAGCAAUGGAAGGAGCAUACCCCGAUGCGCAGAAUGGGUCGUCCGUCUGAGUUGCAAGGCGCUGUUGUGUGGAUGGCGAGUGAAGCGAGUAGUUUCAUGACGGGGGCUAAUAUAGUUGUGGAUGGGGGUUAUAGUUGUUAUUGAUCUUGAUAGAGCUGGUAGGUGUAGGCUUCUGAUAUUCCGAUAGAGCCUGAUAGGU
Messenger RNA from Talaromyces stipitatus ATCC 10500, 1199 nucleotides. RefSeq names its product short-chain dehydrogenase, putative. The transcript is spliced from 6 exons. NCBI's taxonomy places the organism in Eukaryota, Fungi, Ascomycota, Eurotiomycetes, Eurotiales, Trichocomaceae. The record is from RefSeq and is a predicted model, not a curated record. Bases 11 to 886 code for a protein of 291 amino acids. Gene Ontology annotation, cellular component: intracellular anatomical structure. Gene Ontology annotation, molecular function: oxidoreductase activity, acting on NAD(P)H, oxygen as acceptor.